Messenger RNA from Pieris macdunnoughi, 1437 nucleotides. Lineage: Eukaryota; Metazoa; Arthropoda; Insecta; Lepidoptera; Pieridae. The record is from the annotation of a GenBank genome assembly.
AUGUUGGUCUCAGCGAGUUGCUUUCUCGACAGUGUCUCCUCCCGGCCGUCAAACAAUGAGUCGGCACCUUUAAAAGUUGAGAUACCAGUUGAAACAACUACACAAGUCGAAUCGGAAGACGAACAUCCUGUAUAUUAUCAACCUGAUACUAAUUCAAAAGUUCCUGAUGACACACGAGAUAUUAUCGACAAAAUUAACUCGAUAAACACCGGCCUCGAAAAGCCAAAUGGUCCGAAAAAACACCGUUACAAAAUUCACACAACAGGCGGUACUAUCGUUGUUGAUAUAGAACAAUUACAAAAAUUACAAGAUGAAUACGAGAAUAAUGAAAUAAAAAAAGCAGAAAUGAAUGCACUGAGAAAGGAAAAUGAAAGUAUCAAGCGAUACUUAUAUGCAAGAGAGAUGAAAUUGGGACGAAAUAUAGAAACACCCAUACCACCACUACCAUACAUGAUGAAUGUCCCAGUUAUUGUAGUGCCACAGAGCUUUGAUUUUAACAAUCGGUUUAACUUAAAUAGUAAUAUAAAAUCACUUGCUAUGAACGAUAUCUAUCAAACGAGGCAAAGUUCACCAUCUUUUCCUAGCUUUCCAUCAUUUCCAUCUCUUUCGUCAUUUCCAUUCCAAAAUUUUCAACUCCAAUGGCCUUUUGCCCAACUAUUUCCUUUCAUAAUAAAAGAUCCCUUUCAAACAUUCAGUCAAGGUGGCAGUUGGAAUAAUUUAUUUGAAUAUGGUCAAAAUGCUGAUGUAUGUUCAAGGAAACAAAAAUCAGUAGAUGAAAGCUCACCAGACUCUGAAGAAAACAUAAAUGAAUUGAGCGAUAUGAACUCUCUCAAUUCUUUGCAGACAGUCCAUACACGACAAGAGCGCGCUCUAAAAAAAAGAACCAUAAGCAGCCCUGCUACAAUCCCUCGCCAACAAUUAAACGAUGAUAAAAAAGGAAAAAAGAUUUACGUAACCAAACCUGUUACAACGAGUCAAAAAAAAACUACUAAAAAACCUUACGUAGUUGAGGAGCUAGAGGAAGUGAAAAAUGAAGAGUCUGGUGAUUUGCGGUUUCCUUUUGGGGAUUUUGGUUGGUUUGGUAAUAAAAAACCUGUAGCACCCAGUCCUGGAUUUUUUAUAAAUAAAUUGCGAGUAAGAAAGGGUGGUGUUGCAAUUGCUGGGCCUGGCGGUGUGGCGACGGCAGGAAGAGGAGGCACAGCUAUUGUUGGGCCAGGUGGUCUUGCUUAUACCCAGCCUGGUGGCUUAGCCGUCGCAGGUCCCGCCGCUAGGGUUGUGGCACUCUCUUCAGAUGCAGAUUUACACUCUCUUAUAAGUCGACUUCAACAAGAUAAUGAUGGAUCAGUGCCACGUUCAAAGCAACCGAUCAGGGAAGGCAAAGUAGUAGCCACAGGCCCUGUGGUUUAUUAUCACCCAAAUGAAGAAACAUCAAUCUGA